GCUCUCUGCUUCUACUUAUGUUCUUCAAUCUUAUCUAUCGAUUCAUCCGACCCUCCACAGCCUACUAUGUACAACUUUUGAUAAUACUGGUAGCAGAAGCAUUGGAAGCAAAAAUGAUGGAGCAUGGCUUCUCUAAUAUCCGCACUCCCUUCUUCUUCUUCUUCUUCUUCAGUCAUAGCUGCUGUGCGAUUUCCACCGCCACGUUCCAGUGCUCUCAGCCUCUCCCGCCACCAACAGCCCCUCCUUCUCCGCACUUUCACGGGCCUUUCUCCUCUAAACCCUCUCCUCUCCAUUGGUUUCUCUGACUGUACCAGUUAUGAAAAUGGGUUCCCUUCUGUUGAUAAUGGGUAUCGAUUUUUCGCAAUGAGACAUGGAAGACGAGUUCCAAAACUCAAUCGGCCUCCAGACCAGCGCCGGGCACUUCUCAGAGGCGUCACUACUCAGCUCCUUAAACAUGGGCGGAUCAAAACCACUAGCGCUCGUGCGAGCGCCAUGAGAAAUUAUGUUGACAAAAUGAUUACUUUGGCUACGGAUGGUUCUCUCCACAAGAGGAGACAGGCGCUGGGCUUCAUCUAUCAAAAGCAAAUCGUCCAUGCAUUGUUCGCGGAGAUCCCAGAUAGGUACGGCGAUAGAAAUGGUGGAUAUACCAGAAUUAUCAGAACUCUGCCAAGGCAAGGGGACAAUGCACCCAUGGCACAUAUUGAACUUGUUUAGUUGCAAAAGGCUUUCUGCACAUGGGAAAACAAAUGGGUCGGUCCACCACAUCAAUGCUUUACAGAUUUACUGCUUCCCAAUUCAUUAUAUAGUCAAAAGUAGAACUGUAGAGUCAAAAAAAGACUGGUCUGAUAUUUUAUGUAUGAAUGUAAUGUUAUAUUUCCACCUUUAUCAUUUCUCUAAUGCAUCUACAUUUCCAAGGUCGGCUGCUUCUGUUUCUUGUUUGACUCUUGAAAAUUGAACUUUUUUGGAUGUGUUAUUGGAAGUUUGACACAUUUUGUAAUAUGGGUGUAUAGGAUUGAAAAGAAAGAUUCCUUCUUUUAGGUGUGCGUAAACUCGGUUUAACGUCUACGAGGAAUAGAGGAAAGGUGAAUCUAAUUUUUAUGCUUUCUGUGCUGUCUUCUCAAGUACAACUAAUAAUUUCUCAUACUAUAAAAUAAUUUUCUUUUCUUUA
This is a messenger RNA of Hevea brasiliensis (rubber tree), 1168 nucleotides long. RefSeq names its product 50S ribosomal protein L17, chloroplastic-like. Gene Ontology annotation, cellular component: ribosome; cytosolic large ribosomal subunit. The coding region runs from base 124 to 714 and encodes 196 amino acids. Gene Ontology annotation, molecular function: structural constituent of ribosome. The transcript has 3 exons. Lineage: Eukaryota; Viridiplantae; Streptophyta; Magnoliopsida; Malpighiales; Euphorbiaceae. The record is from RefSeq and is a predicted model, not a curated record. Gene Ontology annotation, biological process: translation.